Messenger RNA from Dermacentor andersoni, 5391 nucleotides. Its product is annotated as zinc finger FYVE domain-containing protein 21-like. NCBI's taxonomy places the organism in Eukaryota, Metazoa, Arthropoda, Arachnida, Ixodida, Ixodidae. The record is from RefSeq and is a predicted model, not a curated record. Gene Ontology annotation, molecular function: metal ion binding.
UCAUAGCGGCGGAAAAGGGGUGUGUAUGUGUAAGCGCGGUGCUGCGUGCGAAGGGUGUUUGCGUGUUUUGGAUAGUAAACGUGGAGUGCGUGGUUCUACCACGGGUCUCGGUGCACCAUGACAAGUGUGCAAAAGAAGCUGGUGAAGUCCAAGAGCGGCCUCCGGAUCGUCACAGUGGGCAACGAGGAGCUGAGUCCUUUCCAUUUAGACGAGCCGCCGUGGACACCCGACCGAGAGACCGCUGAUUGCUGGCGUUGCCGCUCCAAGUUCGACUUCAUAACUCGCCGUCACCACUGUCGCCGGUGUGGCCGCGUCUACUGCAGCAGCUGCUGCAGCCGCAGGCUUCCCCUGCAGCGCAUGUGCUUCGUGGACCCCGUGCGUGUCUGUCAUGACUGCAGCCCAGCCACGCUGCGCGAGAACGACUUCUAUGACAGGCACCUGCGCCUGCUCCUUGCCGGCGCGCACUUCCUUGUUACAGUCGUGCCCGACACGAACGCUGCCCUGCCUCACUGCUGUCGGCUGUCCUUGGACCAUCGCAUCCUUGAGUUGGAGAACGCUCAGAGCAAGGAAUGCAUCGAAAUCCCCCUGGCCAACAUAUGCACUUACCGUAUUCUCAGGCCUAACAGCCCAGGAAUCACAGACUCGACAGGAAGCCCCUCAUCGAGCGAUGGUGGCCUGAGUGGUGUCAUGAUCGGCUAUAGACCACACAAAGCAGCAACCCUUGAUGCGGUCGAUGAACGGCAAGAGCUGUCGAUGGAGCAUGCACAGACGCUGCUGCACCUAGGCUUAUCUCCGGCACCUGAGGCUGCUGCACAGGGUGCCCUCUGGAUUGUUGCACUUAACAAGGCCUUCCGGAUGAUCCACAGCCCGGACGUGUCACCGGAAUGACUGCAACAGGGCCCAUUCAACAACCAUGGCGGGCACUUCCUGCUGCUGCACCCCCGCUGACUGGCGACCCUGCUGAUACGACUUGCACCGUUUCACGUCUGCAGUGCUGCUCCUGCUCUGACGUUUGGACAUUCAGCGUAUCUGCAUGGUGCCGCCUGUAUGGACCUUGUACAGUUGGGGGGGGCAAACGAUUAGAUACCAUGGGUGCCGCAAAAAGGAAUUGCAAUAGGGUAGACUGAUACAGACGAAAAGUCCAGCACACUUACUGCCGCAUGCUAUGAAAGCAUUGCAUCUGUCGAGCCUGUAAGUCCAGGCCGCGAGAGAGAUUCAGCAUCUUGUUUCCGAGACUCUUGGGGCAUCAAAAUUUUUGCUCCCUGUCAUGUAUAUGUGCACACUCUUGCGCUAUAUGCAUUGCAGAAUUGCACGUAACUUCAUAUCAUACUGUGUCUGACAUGUGCAGUGGAUGUCUUGUGCAGAGCAUGUGGUGUACUGUUAAAGAUAGCAUGCGAACUUGUCUUGGAAGGAGCCCACUGUGGGACGAGUCCAGAAGGAUCAGGCUCUGCAGGUGACCGACAUGCAGCCGAUGGUGCGGGUUGACCUGUAUGUGCACUGAUACCAGAGGACGCUAUUUCCUUCGCCAUCCAUUGCUGUAUACUCUUCCGAGUGUGUGAGCCACAGCCACUUUACCGGUCGAUAGCUCUGAGGUUGACGAGAUAAAAAAAGAAAUGUGCAUGAUGGUGUGAAAGCUUUCUUUUGGUUGGUGAUAAUGUCUCUCUUUGGACUGCAGUGCAUACAGCUUGUGUGUUUCUAGAACAACUUUAAAAAGCAUAUUUCCCACUUUACUGUUGCUUUUUCUGCACUUGACAUAUUGCAGAUAGAUUGCAUCUUUUUGGGGACAUCAUUCAAAAAACAAUUUGCAUCUUCACUUGCCUAGGUUUUCCAAAAUUUUGUUGUCUGAUAGGUGGCAAAACCAAUCAAUGUUUCUGCAGCUGCUCGCUUAUCGAAUAACAAAGUGUGCAGUGUUUUGUCUUUUCUUUCAGGAUGAACCAGGCAAGCAAACAUGCGAUGGGAUUUGCUGCACAAAGCAUACCAAAAUGGGGGGAUGGGGGGGAUCCUAUGUUGUUGCAUAAUUUCAUUGAAAAUGAAGCAGGUAGGUAUGAAGUUUUCUGCUAAAUGUGUUAAUGCAGAAACGCGGGUCGCUGUAUAUGCCUGAAAAAAAAAAUGUUGAAAAAGUCAUAAACUGUCUGUCAUUCACUGCUAUGGCACCUAAGUAGGGUGGCCUUUGAUUCAUGGUUCUAGCAAUUUGGAACAGACACGCAGUCCUUGGCAUCACUUUUUUAAACUCUCUGCUCUUGCAAUUAAGUCGUCUCUGACAGCUCGAUUCAGAUGAGGAGAAAGUGAAACUUUAUCAUGUUAUGGACAAGUGUAGUUUGUUCCUUAUGUGCGCACGUCAAACAUUUUCUUUUUCACCUGUGGGACAUUGUACAGCGAAUUUUGAGUUUCCGGUUUGCACAAAAGCUAAAUUUGUCGAGUCUCAUUUCUUUGGCUGGGGCGACAGUCCUAUGGAAGUGUAUAGGCCUUCUGCUACUGCUUCCGCUUGGUAUAGCAAUGCCCUAGUCUUCCUGCUUCGAGCGAUAUGAGAGAACUGGAAUGCUUACACAUCAAGACAUGUCUAUUUGCUGUUUUCGGCGUAGAUGCAUUGUGUCUUAGCCAUGCUUUUUUAAUGUUUCAUUCAUCACGAGCAUGCAUCUCAUGUAACGUCAACUGCCUACCUUGGUAAUAGUACAGUCCUGCCAAUUUUGUCUGUUUCAAGAAAAGAGUUCAUGUACCCUCUGGUAUUGUGCCCAACAAGUCUUCCCAGUUCUCAUCUGAGCCACUGUCAAAUUCUUCCUUUGUGGGUUGUACUAUUACUUCUAGGUGGUUGCAGAAUUUAUAUUUUCAUGAAAGGGCUCAUUCCUUUGGGGGAAAGUGGUGGUUGUGGGCAUCAGACAAGGCUUUCUGGGAGCGAAUGUGGGCGACACGCGGAAACAGGCUCGUUAGUCUGUCUAUGGUCAUUGUUACGUUCAUGCAACCUCUUGCUUUAAAAUUCUCAUUGUUUAAUUGUUGUUGCUGCUGUUCGGGAAUGAGCGUGCAAUGAUUUGUCCUACUUUACCCACAGCAAAUGCUUAUGCUUGAAAGUCGUUUGCCACAUUGGUUAUGCCUCUUUAAUUUGUUGUGCCAGACUACCUGAGUCUGCCAGAGACACUCUGUACAGUAUACCAAUGCUCAUUGACUGAGGGCAGUGCCUCGGGUAGCCUUGAGCAGCAAGUGUCGACAAUACAAAGAAGGGCACGCAUAAAUUUCUUCAGGGCAGCUUGAGAUGGUUGCAUGACUACUAGCAGUGCUACUUGUAGUCUUCCCGGCUAGCCUCACCACAAUGUGGAGGUAAACUGUUGCAUGUGUGCACUGUGAAGCAUGUAUUGCAUGAAAUUGUAGGCCCAUCGUGUUACGUCGCACAGCAUUGUACAAGAUUUCCUGAUCAAAAGUAACGUCCGUGAGAAGCAUCGGUUCAGCAAGACAGGAACAAAAAUUGGGUGUGAACAAGCAAGCUUGUCCCUACGCCUGUCGACUAUGUUACAGGUGGGUUGUAGAGGUGGCCAGCAUAGGCAUUUUUAGCACUAUUCACCACUGCACUUUAUAAUCUAGUAUACGUCAUAUGUGCAUGAUGUACACUGGAGUUUAUUUUUCUGUGUGGAAAUUUCUCUACGGAUAUCUUCGGUGUUAUUUGUCAUGAAAAUGUUAAAUUUGACAUCACUGUGGACAAAAUUUGUAAAUUCUUGGAAUGUAUAGCAGCUUGAAGUGCCUGUGCUGAUGGACCGAAAAUGAAGUCAUCUGUAUGUAUUGUAAAGCUAAGAGACAGCUAUGACAUGAGCAGAAUGUAGUGUCCAAACUCCAUUUGACAGGACGUGGUACUACUGUGGCAGAUGAGAACAUUAGGCGAAACUAUUGGAUAUUCCCGUCCAAUGUUCUACCACAUAUCCUUCAGCUGUCUUCCUGUGGGCUUUGGUGAAUCAUGCAGUGCAUAUUUGGUAGAAGCGCACACUCUUUUUGAAGUAUGCAAACGUGACAAACACUUAUAACGCUGCUCAGACAAGUAUUUGUCACUGCUCAGACAAGCUAUAAGUGUUAGCAGAUGAGGGCAUGUCAGGGCCUUCAGCUGUACAUGCCUGACACUCAUUAUUUCCACCAUGUUGGCCUGUUUCUUCCGUUAACUGUUAAAUUUAGCUUCAAAAUGUGAGAAUUGUUUCAAAUUAUCUUACCCAAACAAUACAAACAGAACGGCUGCUGCCCUUGAGCAGUGCACGCUGUUUUUGAUAAGGUUGUAGCUACUUGGGGUGCAGUUCUAAACACUCGAUUCUGUAUAGCCUAUGUGCAGAGAUUUUUGUGGAGCUCAUUGGGACAAUCACUACAUAUAAUGCUCUGAAAAAAAAAAAAACUGUAAUAAGCAGGUGUUUCGCAUGCAAAUAGCUAAUUGCCAUUGGACAAUGCAAGGCUAACAGAGAACUGAUUUUUUAUUUCUAAAGAGUCGUGCAGCCGACUGUUCUCUAGCCCUUUCGGCCCUUGUGGUGUCCAUUGUGAAUGACAGAAACCAUCCCACACAAUUCAUGAAACCAAGUAAAUAGAAAAAGUUAUGCUUUCCAUGUGAAGCCAGUAUAGUCUUGAGACAAUUUCCAGAAAUUUAGGUAAAAUGGAGCAAGACAACCAUUCUUCUGCGGAAAAAGAAAACUAAGAUAAUAGUAGUAGCAGUAACAGUGUUCCUAUCACUUUAGGACGUCAUCAGCACCGUACAUUUGGGGCAUCUGGCUUCAAAAUUUUAUUGUACAAUAAAAAUAUGUUGGAAUAGCAGCUCAAAAAAGAAUUUGAAAAAAGUGAUUUUUACGACUCAUAUACGAGGUACAUUCUGAAAGUAAGUUGUCAUUUUUUUUUAAAAAAGAAGAUGGUACACCAGUUGAAACAAACAAUCGCCAUAAGAAUCUCCACCCGUUGCUGGCUCAACGACGGAAGCACUGUCAGCGUAAGAGGGAUGAGGCAUGCGCAGAGUGCCGAAGAAGAGAGUAGCAGCAGACAGGCAUGCCCAUGGUUAUUAGAGUACAAAUCACGGUAGCAGACGGAUGUGUGCUGACAGCAAGGUCACCAACGAAAGUGCUUGCUGUUAUCCGGUAUCAAUGAGCACCUGUUCCCUGCAUUGAAAGACACGCUUUCAGGACGUCGCUUAGAAAACAACACCGAGGUGGAGCAAGUUGUGCGACAAUUCCUUGCAUUGCAGGGCACCGAGUUUUACCAGAGUGGUUUCUUCAAACUGACUGCAUACUACGACAGAUGCCUCAACGUCGGUGGCGGCUAUGUGAAAAAAUAGUGCAAGGUGUAUAGUUCAUGAUGCCAUGGUGUACUUUUUCUUUUUUUGCGAUAUAUUUCCCGUGUGAAAAUAAAUGACGAAACGUACUUUCGCAACAUCCCUCAUAA